AUAUGAGUGGGGAAAGAAACAGGGCCGUCAGCUGAGUCGCGAGCUUUUCUAGCAACGGUGGAAGCGUCUAGAAAUGGCGAGUAUUCGCUAACUUAACUAAGAGAAAGUACAUCACUAUUUACUCUCAACAAAAAAGGAAUAAACUUUACCUCUGGCUGGUUCUAAUAGAGUUUAAGGGAAGGUGUCACUUUUGAAAGGACAUGGCACACAUAAGACAUAUAGGUCAGUCAGUAUGCUCCUGACUUUGACCUGAUGCCGUUUUUCUCUGCUUCCUCUGCCAUGGAAGGGCAGAACUGUUCUCAUACAGAGGGAACUCAGCUGGAUACUGGAAUGUUGGGCCUGGCCUCUUCUGCUAUGGAGACUCCACUUUGCACACCAUGGAGUUUCUCACAGACACCUUUCAACCUCUGUUGGCCUGCACAGUCUGGGAGUCAGCAACACAGUUCCAGCAUCACUCCAGAGAUGCACAUGGAUAUCAGUCAUUCCGCUUUUCCUGAUCUCGGUGAUAUGUUGAAUUUUCCCUGCAAUGAAGACUUCUUUCAGGACCUUGUGUGUAUAGAUGAGCUGUCCAACAACUCCCUCUUCUCUUCUUCUGACUCCCUGUCUGAGUAUGUAGACGACAGCUUGGCAACUGUGCCUACCAUAUGGGAUGUCAAUACACCAGCAGAGAAUCAGGAGCUGUGUUCCAGCCGGUUUCAGGGUUUAUGCCGUUUAGAGGAUAUCACUGCUAUAAUCAGCACACCAUCUCAGGGGAGCAUUCAGAGUUUGCAGCCACAGCCAGAAGAGGAGGAGGAGAUAGAGGAAGAGGAGACAGAAGAGCUAGGCCAUGUAGACACCUAUGCUGACUACAAACCUUCAAAAUCCACUAUAGGAAACUCUCAUCCUGACCGUGUAGUGGAGACCAGCACUCUUUCCAGUGUCCCUCCACCUGACAUCAGCUAUACUCUUUCCAUUCCUGAGGCCAUCAUAGACAGUAGCAUGCUGUCUGCCCUGCAGCUGGAGGCCAUCCUCUAUGCAUGCCAACAACAUGAGGUGAUUCUACAGAACAAGCAGAGAGCAGGUUUUCUGUUAGGAGAUGGAGCUGGAGUUGGAAAGGGCCGCACGGUGGCCGGGAUCAUCCUUGAGAACUACAUAAAGGGAAGGAGGAAAGCACUUUGGUUCAGUGUAUCCAAUGACCUUAAAUAUGAUUCUGAACGAGAUCUCCAGGACAUCGGUGCUCCCAAUAUUCUAGUACAUGCAUUGAAUAAGAUAAAGUAUGGAGACACAGCUACCUCAGAAGGGGUUCUGUUUGCUACUUACUCUGCUCUGAUUGGAGAGAGCCAGGCAGGAGGCCAGCUUCGGACCAGACUCAAGCAGAUUCUGGAUUGGUGUGGACCUGAAUUUGAUGGAGUCAUUGUGUUUGAUGAGUGCCAUAAAGCCAAGAAUGCCACCUCCACCAAAAUGGGCAAAGCUGUGCUGCAGCUGCAGAACAAGCUACCUCUGGCCAGGGUUGUGUAUGCCAGUGCCACAGGUGCCUCUGAGCCAAAGAACAUGAUCUACAUGAGUCGUUUGGGCAUCUGGGGAGAAGGAACACAAUUUAGGACGUUUGACGAUUUCCUCCAUGCAAUAGAGAAGAGAGGUGUGGGUGCCAUGGAAAUUGUUGCCAUGGACAUGAAGGUGAGUGGGAUGUACAUUGCACGGCAACUGAGCUUCUCUGGGGUGUCUUUCCGCAUCGAAGAAAUCAGCUUGGAUGAUGACUUCAUACUUGUUUACAACAAAGCUGCCAAACUGUGGGCAGAAGCCUUGACUGUCUUCACUAAAGCUGCUGAUCUUCUCGGUAUGGUGUCCAGGAAGUCUCUGUGGGGUCAGUUCUGGUCUUCCCACCAGCGAUUUUUCAAAUACCUCUGUAUUGCCUCGAAGGUGCGCUGUCUGGUCGAGCUGGCAAAGAAGGAGCUAGAAGCUGGCAAGUGCGUUGUGAUUGGACUACAAUCGACUGGUGAAGCACGAACCCGAGAAGUUCUAGAUGAAAACGAAGGGCACCUCGACAAAUUUGUUUCUGCUGCAGAGGGUGUGUUCCAGUCCCUGGUACAGAAGCAUUUCCCUUCAGAGAAACAGCGAAGAGAGAAAGGAACAGUCAGCAAGAGAAAACGUAAGCCCAAAGGCCGGCAGGCGAAGUGCCCCAAACAGGGUAUGGACGCCAAAAGCCUCAUUAACAUCAGUGAUGACAGCAGCACAGAGUCUGAUGGAGUGGACAGUGACUCCAAUUCGUCUCCAGAUUCACUACAGGACAAUAACGACGAUGUCAUCUUUAUUACACAAAGCAACUGUUAUGCUGCUCGUUUGGAGGAGAUGAAGCAAAGCCUUCUCAAUAAAAUCGCUGAGCUUGGGAAAGAACUACCUCUGAACACUUUGGAUGAGCUCAUAGAUAAAUUUGGAGGUCCAGAGAAGGUUUCGGAGAUGACAGGAAGAAAGGGCCGAGUGGUUCGGCGGCCGGAUGGGAAUGUGCACUAUGAGUCUCGUGCUGAACACGGUCACACUAUCGACCAAAUCAACAUCAAAGAAAAGGAUCGCUUCAUGAAUGGAGGGAAGCUGGUGGCUAUAAUCUCUGAGGCAGCCAGUUCAGGAAUCUCUUUACAGGCAGACAGGCGAGUGCAGAACCAACGCAGGCGAGUCCACAUGACCCUGGAGUUGCCCUGGAGUGCUGACCGGGCCAUUCAGCAGUUUGGUCGUACUCACCGAUCCAACCAAGUCACACCACCAGAGUAUAUUUUCCUCAUCUCUGAACUGGCAGGCGAAAGACGAUUUGCUUCUAUUGUGGCUAAGAGGCUGGAGAGCCUGGGUGCUCUGACACACGGUGACCGAAGAGCAACAGAGUCUAGAGACCUGAGCAAGUACAACUUUGAAAAUAAAUAUGGUAGCAGGGCUUUAGAGAAGAUCACCAAAGCAAUUCUAGGUCACCUUGAGAGUAAGGUGCCCCCUCCCAAGGGCUAUCCAGGUGGUGAUGCUGUGUUCUUCAGAGACAUGAAGCAAGGCAUGAUGGAUGUCGGCAUUUUCUGUAAGGAGACUCGCUUUAUCAGCCCUGAGAAAGACUGCACCAUCACUAAGUUCCUCAAUCGUAUUUUGGGUCUGGAAGUUCUCAAGCAGAACUCUCUCUUUCAGUACUUCAGUGACAAUUUUGACUACCUGAUUGAAAAGGACAAGAAGGAAGGCAAAUAUGACAUGGGGAUCUUGGAUUUGGCUCCUGGUAAUGAUGAGAUCUCCAAUGAGACUCAAGAGAAGUUUCGGACUCCAGGCAACCCACAGGAAGGCCAAGUCAUUCUCCAUAAGAUCAGUGUGGACAGAGGCAUGCCUUGGGAAGAGGCUCUGAAAAAGUCUCACACAUUCAGCAACCCAGACGAAGGUUUCUACAUGUCCCACAAGUUGAGAGGGAGUCACCCAUGUGUGCUGCUAGCCGAGCUGGGCAGAGGUCACAACCUGACUGUUUACAAGCCCAAUGUGGGCAAACAGAAGAAACCAGAGAAUCUGGAGAACAUCCAAAAGAAGUACCGCAAGGUGACUCCAGAGGAGGCAAAGGAAAGCUGGGAGAAUCAGUUCACUUUCUCCUUCAGGAAAUGUAGCCAUGCCAACUGGACCGGGAGGUGUAAAAAGGUUGAGGAGGGUCAGGAGUGUGUACAGGGUAAGCGUUUGCGGCAGUAUCACGUCCUUUGUGGCGCACUUCUGUGUGUGUGGAAGCGUGUAGCUGACGUGGUGGCAGACGUCACCAGCUCCAGCAUCCUGCAAAUUGUCCGUCUCAAAACCAAGGAGCACAAACAAGUGGGCAUAAAGAUCCCAGAGAACUGUGUGGCUCAAGUGCGAGAUGAGCUUGACCGUAUGGACAAGGAGGUGGAAAGGAAGCAUACAGAGAAAAAGCUACAGGCUCAGGAGCAGCUCCUGGCUGAACAGCGGCGGAGGAUGUUAGAAGAACGGCACAGGGAUACGCUCUACUCCCAUCCACCCCAGCUCUCCAGCAUGACCACCAUUUUCAAUGACCCCUUAUUCGCUUCUUUUUCAUCCCUGAACUCCACAGAGGGAAUCCUGGACCUGACAGUGGGUGGCUCUUCUCGCCUGUCCCCGCACAGCACCGAUUUCAGCAUAGAGGCUUUCUCACAGGUGGAGCAACAGCAGCACCAGCAGCAGCAGGGUCAGUCGGCUCUGAGAGACUCUGUGCAGCAGUUGUUCAACUAUGUCACUCAUCAUGAACCAUCACACCACUCUGCUCUUCCCUCUUCUUCACCAGACUCUUUGCACACUGCCAUACCUGCCGCAGCAAGCCUUUUCUCCACUUCUGCCAUCCACCCUUCUUCCUCCUCAUCAUCCCUUUUUUCUCCUUCACUCACGCCAUCAUCCUCCAGCUCUUCACUGUCACUCUUUUCUUCUCUCUCUCCAUCAGACCAGCACCCGUUUGCUAACUGUAAUGAUGACACCGUCAUCAACGCCAAAGAGGUGCUUAGCAAUAUGCUGAGGAGUUCAGACUCCCGCACGUCUGUCAUUCACUUCAGAGUUCCAGAGUCAGAGCACAUGUCCUAAACACGGUCUAGUGUUUGAAACUCGUUGCAGUGACACACCAAGCUGACAGUCAAAUUAGCACCAACAAAAAAAGAGCAGAUUGUCUGAUUUUUUUAAAUCGAGUCAUCUUUAAAAAUUCAAACGACAUGCAUUCGUUUUCAUGUAACUGUCCAUACCCGGAAGUGGCUAACGUCCUACUGUAUUAGAUGUCAAAACAGUAUACCAUCUACCACCUAUCACAAAGGGGCCAACAUGUCCAAUUUAGCCAUAGCAUUUAUGAUUUUGACACUAAAGACACCACCUGAAACCACUGAGUUUAUUAUUCAGAUAAAGCAAAAAUUGAUUUCAGCUGUCAGAAAAAAUUCACUGAAGAGAAAGAACAAACUUUUGCUUCUUCUAGUAGUUACAUGAAGAACAGUUCAUAGCAUGUCGACAUUUAAAAACUCUCCCUUGCGAGCUAAUAGAAAGCUAACUGCUUUGCUCGUUUCGUGUUGAAAUAAUAGCUGUCCGACCCCAGUGUACACUAUGGAUUUUGUGGUCGUUUUUGUCACUCUAGUAUGACUUUCUUGUUGGCACCUCAGAUAUUGCUCGUAGUGGUAUAGAAUUUUGACCUCUGUUUACCUGUACGCCCAGCCACACAAACCAACCCUUGCUGCUGUUUUCUCACCACUUUUAACCUGUUUAAUCUCUUUGCUCUGACUCUGGUUUUGUUGCAAGAAAAAGUUUAUGAAGUUGCAAGAUGAGCAGAACAUGAGGUACAGUGUUUGUGUGACUAAGAAAGGUAGCUCGCUUUGCUUGCUUUUACUUUCCUUUCUACUGAACUCUAUAUUUCUGCCAUCUAACAGCAGUUGAGCACUUCAGGACAGAUUGGCAUGUCACAGAAAUGUCACACAAAAUCCAGUCACUCAACUGUCUGCUUGGUCUGCCACUAAAUCACUUUAUUGUAUGUUACAGACAUUCACUGGACUCAGUCACACUCUAGCUAGAUCUCCAGUGUUCAUUAGAUGGAGUCCAUCACCCUGACAUCUUCCCACUUUUACUCAGCUUAGAUGUUUAAGUGUUUUCUGUGUUUAUUUAAACCGACCAAAAAUAUUGAAAAAAAAAAAAAAGAAGAAGAAGAAAAAAUGACCAGGGGUUACAAAUGCAACACGAUACAAAAAUGUUGAAACCAGUCUGACAUAGAUUAUCAGUUAUUUGAGUCACACUGCCCUCUACUGGCAUAUGUCUGUCACACGUCAUCUUUUUGUUUGGUGAAACUUCUGUCAUGCUGAAACCAAAACUGGAAAAGAACCGCACCCACACGACUCUACAUGUUUCACAGCUUUCUGACACAAUCUGCUCUUGCUAUUACAGAGAGCAAAAUAACAGACUACUGUUUAGCACAGUGCCUUCGGAACAUAGUAGGGAAUGUAGUCUUGUAAACAGACACCUGUACAGUAUAUAUUUGUAUACAAUCCAUUGACAUUUUAUUUAUUGUUCUUAUUUAUCUGACCUCAUUACUGGACUGGUGAGCGCAUAGGACAAACCCUACCGGUCCACCUGAAUGUCCUUCUGUCUUCUUUACACAUCAGAGUAAUUAGUGCAUUUGUGCUUGUGCUGUUAACAAGAUAACACAGUAGUGAUUCAGGGCUGAUACCAAAAUUUUCAGCUUCAGCGUUUAAUCUAAAAAAAUGUGAUUCCUGUUCUUAAUUGUUUGCUCUCAGGUAACGCAAAGAAUCUGUUCAACCCCACUCAGUAUGACACCUACAGAUGGAUGUAGACCUGCCAGGGCAGUUACAACGCAAAGUAUACAAAGAUGCUUCAGCGGUUCAGAGCAACAAAACUGACCAACAAGACUUGACCAAAAAGAUGAACAGGGAUGCAGUACAGAGAUGUAGUAAUUAUUAUAUAAUCUGGGUGAUGGGAUGAUGCAGUAGCUUUCAGUAGCUUUUCUUCUAUAAUGAUUUAGUUUUGUUUGUAGCUUCUGUUCCUGACAUAUGCUUAUACAGCUUGUACCAGGGAAGACAAUGAAAGAGAUGAGAUUAAUUAUUAAAAAAACCUAAAGAAGACAGAGUAGGUGGGUGAUGUGGCAAAAAUAUCACAAUUCUUAAUAUUAGUUAUACACAAUACACUAUAUUUGCCUUUGCUUGGGCAAAACAGCCAGAGCUCUGUAUGGAGUUUCUACAAAUGUUCUUCCUUCCUGCCAUGUGACGGGACUUCAGAAUGUAUUCCCACCUCACUAACAGAGUUCCCAGGAUAAAGCCAUUACUGAAGAAGAAUUCAUUUAAUUUAAAUACAAAAAGAACUAUUAUAUAACACUGUAAAAGGUAAAGUAAUAAUAAUACACUCUGCUAUUUGUUUCAACAAAGAAAUAAAGAAAUUGCUGUUAUAAAAGCACCAACAAAACUUGGAAUAUCUCAAACCUUUAAAAAAAAAUAAGAGGAUUGUGACUCGAUUUAUCAUGAAAGUGAGAUUUUCUAGUCAUAUCACCCAACCCUAAGUCAUUUGCACCAUACUAUUGCACUGUUCUGGAUUUCUGCACGACAUUAAUAUAAUGUUAAUAACUGUAUUGUUAUUAAUAAUUGGUAGUAAUAGUAGUAGUAAUAUAUUGUUGGGAUGAUUUUUUUUUUACCCAAGUACAUAAAAACUUGAAGCCCUAAUCAGAAAUCAGGGACACAGCAUUAGCAAUGGCACAGGAAUAGCUCUGACAGGACGGGUGUGUCUUGGUGUUCCAGUAACACACCGUUGUGAUUAAGUAAAUGUGCUGUGUGUGUUGAUCCUUCAGUGAUUCCUGAUUGAGGCUUUUUAUCAUAGUAAGUUACAUUAUAGAUCAUCUGACCAGAUCAUUUAUCUCAGGAAGAAAUGUUAGUGUUGUUGCUUGAUGUUUUUUUUCUUUUUCUUUUUUUCCCCCACUCUGGUUGAGAUGAAUACAUGCCCAGUUUCUAUGUUCUAUCAGUUUUUUACACUCCGGCCACUUUCCCAGGCUUUGCAUGCAAAAAAAGGCAGAUUUCAUGUAGUGUGUAUGCCAAAAUAUCUAAUGGCUCAGAUCAGAUAUUAUAUAUUAAAAACAGACAUUGUUUCUGCUGAGAAAUUUUGUUUCAAAACAACUUCUAAACAUUUUCCCCCAUGCUGGAGAAAUACUAUAUCCCAGGCACAACCCAGUAUUCAUGCAUAUUUGUGAAUAUACUAAGACAAAAUGGAUUUAUGGUUCCUGCCCCGUGGUCUUUGUUUUCCAGCAGAUGAAGAAUAUUAAUACCCCAAUCAGAUUAACACCUGAAUAAAUAUCCUUAAAUCAUAUAGUAAAUCACCUUAAAAGACUGAAAAGUGCUGACCUCAAAGGAACAUACACAUUGUACACUAAGGAUGAAUUAUUGAUAUUAUUUUUAAAGAAUACCUUUGAAACUGCUGUCACAGUUCCCUUGAUUUCUGAUUGGGGUUUUAACAUGAGAUAAAGAACAUGCUUAACCUGUUAUACACACACACACACACACACACACACAGAGUCAUCUUGCAAUGUGUGGUAGUCAUUUGUUCUUUGUAAAAAAUUGCACUAAAAUAAUUUUUGUCUAAACCUUUUUUUUUUUAAAGUUGUCUUUUGAAUCACUUAAUUUAUUAACACAAAGAGAAAGCUGUGCUACUGAAAUUAUAUAUGUAGGGUGUUUUUUUUUUUUAUUUUAUUCUGCUAUUUGCUUUGCGUAAUGUAUUUUAUAUCUGAUGUUGAUGUACAUACUCCAUAACAAUUUGUGCCUUUCAGCUAUUUCUUAAAUCAAUUUUCUAUGUAUAAAAAUGAACGUACAGGUGAAUAAAAUGAUUACAUUA
Tachysurus fulvidraco (yellow catfish) is the source of this 8322-nucleotide messenger RNA. RefSeq names its product protein strawberry notch homolog 2 (gene sbno2b). The transcript is spliced from 32 exons. NCBI's taxonomy places the organism in Eukaryota, Metazoa, Chordata, Actinopteri, Siluriformes, Bagridae. Bases 253 to 4545 code for a protein of 1430 amino acids. Gene Ontology annotation, molecular function: histone binding; chromatin DNA binding. Gene Ontology annotation, cellular component: nucleus. Gene Ontology annotation, biological process: regulation of DNA-templated transcription. The record is from RefSeq and is a predicted model, not a curated record.